UUUUUCAGUUGUAAACUGAUCUCUGUGGCGUGAGUGACUGGAUAUGCGCGAAAGAGAAAAUGAGCAGUCGCUAUUUCACAACGGGCGUUUUAUGCAGUGAACCAAAGCUGUUUUAGCAGGAACUCGACAUAUUCAAGGACUUUUCCCCCCACUCUGGUCUUACAAUGUGGGAACAGGCGGAAUUUGAGAAGCACUGGCGGAAUGAGUUUCCCGACGGUGAAGUGCCCGUGAUGAAUCUCCACUCGGUGGAGGACAUAGAGGCAGAGCUGGAGAAAUGCAAAGCCAAUCUGAAGGUGUUACAGCAGGCUCUGUCGGAAGAGAAGUUCAAGGUGAUUUACCUUCAGGCCACCAUCGCGCAGAAGAAGAGAAAUUAUGACAUUGAGAAAUGCUGGAACAAAGCAGAUUCAAAUGAGGACAGAACUUGCGGGACAGAAAGCAGAGUUGAAGAAGAGCCUUUCGCCCGGGACAUACUCCGGGACAACAAGACAGGUAAGCCCAUCCCCGUCCCUCCUCGGAAAAAGCCAGAUGUUCAGCAAGAUCACUCAUCUGCUCGUGACAUCUCUCUGUGCGUUGGCGAGCAACGGAACAGUGAGCAGGACAGUGAUCAUGAGUUUGAGGACGUGGAGCUCAACGAAAACUUUCUCCGAAAAAACAUUCUAAACCCAAAGAGUAAGGUCCGGGAGAAUCACCGACUGAAUCCUCGGUUCUGCAUUAGUCGAGAGCUGGACUCCGAUGAUGGCAGACUGUCUCCUUCGCUCGCGCUCCGCGGCUCUCACGGGUCUGGACGCAGCACACCUGACGGAUACUUGAGCUCCGACCAUGAUGACGACUCCUCUGCAGACUUUAACUACAACACUGAUGGCUAUGAAGGAGAUACUGCAGAAGACAGGAAGUCUCAGGAUGGUUCAGAGACCAUGCCCUUCAUAGACGAGUCGCCCACCAUGUCCCCUCACCUCUGCGCACGGGGACAGGAUGGAGAGGCCGUCUCACCCAUGCCACCUGAUGGGCUACUGCCUGGGGGAGACAUGGAAAAGGGUCUGGAAAUGAAGAAACUGGUUCUGUCUGGUUUCCUGGCAAGUGAAGAGAUCUAUAUUAACCAGCUGGAGGCGUUGCUGCUGCCCAUGAAGCCACUUAAAGCUACAGCUACUACAUCAAAGCCAGUGCUGACAAUGGAGCAGAUUGACACUAUUUUCUUCAUGAUUCAAGACAUCUUUGAGAUUCAUAAGGAGUUUUAUGAUGCUCUUUUCCCCAACAUUCAGCAGUGGGAUGAGAAGGUCACUGUUGGACAUCUCUUCCAGAAACUGGCCAGUCAGCUCGGUGUGUACAAAGCUUUUGUGGACAACUAUAAAGUCGCAGUGGAGACGGCAGAGAAAUGCAGCCAGGCCAACAGCCAAUUUCAGAAGAUUUCUGAGAAUCUGAAAGUUAAAGGUCCUAAAGAAUCCAAGGACUGCACCACAACCGCCACCAUGGAGGCUCUCCUCUACAAGCCUAUUGACCGUGUCACUCGCAGCACUCUUGUCCUGCAUGAUUUGUUGAAACACACCCCUAAGGAUCAUCCAGACUUCCCAUUACUGCAGGAUGCUCUGAGAAUAUCCCAGAACUUCUUGUCCAGCAUCAAUGAAGAGAUUGACCCACGCAGGACUGCCGUGACCACACCAAAGGGAGAGGCUCGUCAGCUGGUGAAGGAUGGCUUCCUGGUGGAGGUGUCGGAGGGGACACGUAAACUUCGUCAUGUCUUCCUCUUCACAGACCUUCUGCUCUGUGCCAAGAUGAAAAAGACAGCAGUUGGGAGGCAACAGCAGUAUGAGUGUAAAUGGUACAUCCCUCUGGCUGAUGUGAGCUUCCAGACCCUGGAUGACUCUGACUCUCUCCCUCACGUCCAGACACUCCCUGAGCACGAGAUUGAGGAGAUGAAGAUCAAGAUCUCUUCCAUCAAAAGUGAGAUCCAGAAAGAGAAGAAAGCACAGAAGGGUCAGAGUCGUAACGUGGAUCGUCUCAGGAAGAAGAUGAAUGAGCAGGAGUCGUGUCUGCUAUUACACUCCCCCACCAUCCCAUUCCGCAUCCACAACAAACACGGCAAGAACCACCUGUUCCUGCUGUCCUCAGAUUAUGAGAGGUCAGAAUGGAGGGAAAGCAUUCAGAAACUGCUGAAGAAAGACCUGCAGCCAUGUGUGUUGAGUUCAGUAGAACUGCAAGUGUUAACCGGCUCCUGCUUCAAACUCAGAACUGUCCACAACAUUCCCGUCACCAGCAACAAAGAUGAUGAGGAAUCUCCUGGUCUGUAUGGCUUCCUGCAUGUGAUCGUCCAUAAAGCCAUGGGCUUGAAAGAAUGUGCCAAUAUGUACUGUACGCUGGAGGUAGACUCUUUCGGUUACUUCGUCAGUAAGGCCAAAACACGUGUGUUCAGAGACACAACAGAACCACAGUGGAACGAGGAGUUUGAAAUAGAGCUGGAGGGCUCUCAGUGUCUGCGGAUCUUGUGUUACGAGAAGUGUUAUGACAAAUCAAAGCUCAAUAAGGACGAUAAUGAGAUUGUGGACAAAAUCAUGGGCAAGGGUCAAGUACAGCUGGACCCACAGACCGUGCAGUCCAAAAACUGGCAUAUGGACGUCAUAGAAAUGAAUGGGAUUAAAGUGGAGUUUUCCAUGAAGUUUACAAGUCGGGACUUAAGUUUGAAGCGGACACCAUCAAAGAAACAGAGUGGCGUGUUUGGGGUCAAAAUUAGUGUGGUAACAAAGCGCGAACGAUCCAAGGUGCCUUACAUUGUGCGGCAGUGCAUUGAGGAGGUGGAGAAGAGAGGUAUUGAUGAAGUGGGCAUUUACAGGAUCUCUGGAGUGGCCACAGACAUCCAGGCUCUCAAAGCUGCGUUUGACGCCAAUACCAAAGAUAUCCUAAUGAUGUUAAGUGAUAUGGACAUUAAUGCUAUAGCAGGGACACUGAAAUUGUAUUUCAGGGAGCUGCCAGAACCUCUUCUCACAGACCGGCUGUACCCAGCCUUCAUGGAGGGCAUUGCUCUAUCAGAUCCUGCAGCAAAAGAAAACUGCAUGAUGCAUCUGCUGCGGUCACUACCAGACCCGAAUCUCAUCACAUUCCUCACCCUACUGGAACACCUGAAGAGGGUGGCAGAAAAGGAACCAGUCAAUAAGAUGUCUCUGCAUAAUUUGGCCACAGUGUUUGGCCCCACUCUGCUGAGACCCUCAGAGUCAGAGAGCAGUAAGGCCCACAUCACGCUGGCCUCUGACAUCUGGUCACAUGAUGUCAUGGCACAGGUUCAGGUAUUGCUGUACUACCUGCAGCAUCCACCCAUAUCCUUCGCAGAGCUGAAGAAGAAUACACUCUAUUUCUCAACUGACGUCUAACCCACAACUCCCUUUUUCUCAAACAUUGUAUUUUUUUCUGUACAAAGCCAAUGGUACAGUGGGGGGGACACAGAGAGACUGUGCCUGCUCUCCCCUGCAUUUGUUGUCUCCAGUUAUUUUCAUGUGUAAAAGGGGCUUAAGCUUCGCUCCAGCAUGGAGAAGAAUUGCAGCGAGAGGAGUGUGAUCUGGAGCGAGCCCAGGAUUCGGUAUCACAUUAUAGAAAUGUUGCACUUAUCACACAGGAGUUCUGCCAAACACAAACACACUUCCUAACAUGUCAAACACCCUGUUUACCGUCCCAUCUGAAGGUUAGUGUCUUGGGAUGUUGGUUCAUCAGAGUUGCAGAUGCAUGCAGGGAUGUCUUCAUCUGUUGUGGCGGUUCCUCUAAAGCCCAGUUCAGUGAUCCCAGGGCUGGAAGUGAACUGCAAUUGCUCUCUUCCUCAAGAGAUAUUCUAAUAAACAUCAGCAUUUCCAUGUUUUAUAAAUAUUAUUUGUUUUUGUUUUGUUUCAUAAGCUUUUGUGCAUGUGAUACAAGGACAGUGAGCUGUAAGAGAGAGAGAGAAAGCAAAUGCAUUUGUUCAAAAUAAAAUCUCCUGCUCCAUGCUUUCCUUAUGGGCAAAACAUUGAAAUCCCAGAACUUCCUUGUCCAAGAAGAUCCAGGCCAAAAAUUGCCCUAUCUAUUAUGAAUAUAUACUGUUAAUUGUGCCUGCACAGUCUAGUACACAUUGAGACUCCGUGGAGUCCUUCAUUUGCAUUUUUUGUCUAUUCAUUUUUUGGUAUAGACUUGAUUAUACUUUAGAAGACAGAAACUAACAGUUAAAUCAGCCAGCUUUUGGGACAAGUCAUGAUAUGCAAUGUACUGAAAUUAUACUUGGAAAAUGCAAAACUUUGUCGUGAUUUAGGGAAACGUAAGGUAACAUUGUUAAUGUCACCUUUGCAAUUUGAAGUGUCUGGUGAUGCUUCGGUGUAUUCUGUAGAAAGAUCUGUGUUAAUGCCCUUUUUGCAUGUUCAGCUUGUCAGAUAAAAAUGGGCAGGAUAACACAAAGGUUCAUUUUCAUUUUUGUAUUUUGAAUUUAUUUAAUUAUUAUUAUUAUUUUUACUCCACUGCUGAAGACCACUGGCAGAGUGGAGAGAAAAACAAAACAAUUUUUCUGCUAUAAAUCCAGUGAUGUACUUCAUAAGCACUGUUAGAUUGCAAACUAUCUGAUAUUUUAAUAUAAUAUUAAAAGGGAAUUAAAAACUGGUGUAUUUUAUUUCUGUUGGAAAGAUAUUGAGUAUACUGUAUUAACAAGGGUUAUGUUGAUGUGAUUUCUCCCCCCCCCCCCCCCCCCCCCCGUUUUUAGUAAAAUAAAUAAAAUUGUACCUUGAGCACA
Messenger RNA from Ctenopharyngodon idella (grass carp), 4732 nucleotides. It is a transcript of the gene abr, whose product is annotated as ABR activator of RhoGEF and GTPase. The transcript has 23 exons. Gene Ontology annotation, cellular component: membrane. The record is from RefSeq and is a predicted model, not a curated record. Gene Ontology annotation, biological process: positive regulation of GTPase activity; protein phosphorylation; intracellular signal transduction. Bases 165 to 3359 code for a protein of 1064 amino acids. NCBI's taxonomy places the organism in Eukaryota, Metazoa, Chordata, Actinopteri, Cypriniformes, Xenocyprididae. Gene Ontology annotation, molecular function: GTPase activator activity; guanyl-nucleotide exchange factor activity; protein serine/threonine kinase activity.